This is a messenger RNA of Wyeomyia smithii (pitcher-plant mosquito), 1132 nucleotides long. Its product is annotated as chymotrypsin-2-like. Gene Ontology annotation, biological process: proteolysis. Bases 247 to 1035 code for a protein of 262 amino acids. NCBI's taxonomy places the organism in Eukaryota, Metazoa, Arthropoda, Insecta, Diptera, Culicidae. The transcript is spliced from 3 exons. Gene Ontology annotation, molecular function: serine-type endopeptidase activity. The record is from RefSeq and is a predicted model, not a curated record.
CUGGAAACAGCCCUCCGCCGUCCCGGCGCCAUAAAUCGCAAACCACCGACAGUCAGCAGUGAUAACCGACUUGGUUUGGCCGAUUGUAAAACAAUAUAAAUGCCAUUAAAGGUGCUUCCUAGUCGGUCAUUGUCGAUCCGGUGACGGCCAGCUCAGUGACGGUGGAUUCUCGGCGGCAUCAGCAGUUUAUGGUCUCGCAGGACAGUAAUUAUACAACGUCAGAAGCUGGGAAAAUCAACGGCAAUAAUGAAGGUGGCGAAAAGUUUUCCGCUGGUUAUCACCCUGGCCGUUUACGGUCUGGUGACUGUUGUUGGCGGUGAAAACAGUAAAAUAGUUGGUGGCGAGAAAGCGAAUGAAGCGAUUCCGUACCAAAUUUCCCUACAGAUUAUGAUAAACUCGUUUUACGGGCUUGGCCCGAAAACCUGGACGCACAACUGCGGUGGCUCGAUCAUCUCCCCGACGUACGUUAUAUCGGCAGCACACUGCUUGGACACUAUUGACCCUUCACGGUUGUCGAUCAUAUCCGGAACGAAUGAUCUGCGGAACGAUGGCAGCAAAGGAACUCGUCACAUGAUUCAUUCGUUCAAAAUUCAUCCAGAAUAUAAAGAGCUAGACAAAUGCGAUAUUGGAAUUAUUCGAGUGGCGGAUCCCUUUGUGUACAGCGAUAAGGUUCAACCGAUCAAGUACUCUAACAAACACGUAGAUGGGGGCGUUCCCUGCCUCCUGACUGGCUGGGGUUACACGAUUCCUGUGCGGAUCGGAAAAACACCGCAGGAUUUGCAACGAGCAGAACUUACCACCAUCACGAACGACGAGUGUCGUAGCCGUGGGUUCCCGGUCAAUCCGACAGAGAUUUGCACUUUCACCCGCGUGGGACAGGGCGCUUGUGGGGGCGACUCCGGCGGACCACUGGUAUGCAACAACGAAGUCGCCGGUGUGGUGUCCUACGGGACGCGUUUCUGUGGUAUCGGUUCACCGGACGUUUUCACACGUGUUUCCGAGUUUAAACAGUGGAUCGACGAAAACCAGUUGUAACUUGAGCCGCUGAAAACGAACCCUACAACCAGGAAGGAUUGUUACACUUUUUCCACCUAUUGAAUUUGUAUAAUAAAGAACGCAACGAAAAAAAUGA